GUUUACAUAUUUCCUAUGCGUUUUGGCAUUUCGCUCUCGAUUCUAAUGAUCUUGGGUUUGAAGUAUGUUGGACAAGCCGCCUGUGUGGUGUAUUUGGAGCUUAACCUCCACUUGGAAAAAAAACCGGUUGUAGUCGGCUAUUCGAUUAAUCGUGCCAUUGCUAACCUUCGUUUAAUAAAGAUUUAUAUUAUUUUGACUUUAAAGGUAAUGAAAGACCAAACUACAUACUUACCAGCCAAUUCACAUGGAUUUACAAAUGUAGAAGGAAAUAAAAAUUCUACGUUACUGUGUUUUGACAAAAAUGAUUUCAUGAAAGGAAACUUUUCUGUUGACGAAUUUUUGCAUAAAAAUCGCAACGCUCCUAGUUUGGAACAACUACGGGAUGAUUUGGGUAUAUACUUGAAAGACUUGCGAGCAUCUAUGAUCGAUUUGAUAAAUGAGGAUUAUGCCGACUUUGUUAGUUUAUCAGCUAAUCUUGUUGGUCUUGAUCAAUCCAUUGCAAAUAUAGAAAAUCCAGUGUUACAAUUCCGGAAGGAGGUCGACAAUAUUCGGUUCUGUGUUAAAGAGUGCGCCGCAGCAGUAAGCGACAAUUUGAAGAAGAAACAAAAAUUACGUGAAGAAAAGCGGAAUUUGCAAUGCCAUCAAAAAGUGCAAGAAGCAAUAAAUAAACUUAGUAGGCUUUUGGAGCAUCAAUUGAAGGAAAAAUUAAAUCCAUUUGACGUAGAGCGUGCAGCUCUAGAAUUGAUCCAAUUACAGUUCAACCGACAGUUCUGUUUGGGAAUUUUAAAUGAUGAACAAAAGAAAAACAUUGAAAGGCUUGAAAAAGAAGUAUUAGCAAAACUACGAAUAAGUUUCAGCGACGCUUUAAAGGGCUCCUCAAGCACAUGCUCAGAUUUACUAGAGCGCUGCUUACGAAUUUAUAUAACUCUUGAUGCCUGCCAAAUAGCCGAACAAGUGUUUCGUGAAGAUAUCGUUGCGCCAUAUAUGAGUACUAUUAUUUCCGAGCACUGCUUACAAAACUCUCCACAAGGUUUAUCAGGAAUAUACGGAAAGGCUUUAAAUUUUAUUUCUUUAUACAUGACUGACUUGCUACGGCUGACACAUUAUACGGACAAGCUUUGUGGCUUUAAUUUUUUAAUUAAUAGUUUCUGGGUUGAUGUAGAAAUGCGGUUAGAAACAUAUAUGCCAUCAAUUUUUGCUCCGGGAAAUUCAGAAGUUUUUUACGUUAAAUAUAAAUGCACUCGUGAUUUCUUAUCUAAAAUUGAAGAGCUCCUAGCUAAUGAUGGAGCUGUUAAGAGUUUUAGGGAGCACAAACAAACUAUAAGUUUUCAAGCACGCUGGAACUUGCCAGUAUAUUUCCAAAUAUGUUUUCAGGAAAUAGCUGGAGAAUUUGAAAGUAUUUUGGAUCCUUUGUUACAUUCCGUUUCAUUAAGCCCUAAAGAAGUGGUAGCAGAUAGUACUUUUCAGUUGGCUACAUUUGAUAGUGCGAGUAAAGCUAUUGAUCGUUGUUGGAUGGAAGGCGUCUAUCUAAAAGAGAUAUUUCCUAAAUUCUUAAAGUUAAACUUGCAAAUACUAUUACGUCUUUCUCGCUGGGUACAGGACGCCAUACAGCUCAUUACAAAUGGCGAUUUAAAAAGUAAUAGCCUUCGGGAAUAUAACCUGGAAAUGCAUAAAUCAGAUUUGCUCAUAGCACUAUAUGCAGAUUUACAGAAACUUAUAGAAAAUAUGCCGCAAAUACAGCAAAAUAUAAAUGAAAAUAUACCCUCUGAAGUGAAAAGUAUAACUACUGUGUACAAUGCCAUAGGCAAAUCUUUCAACGAUUUGCGGGAAUCGCUCAAUAAAUCUUUAUUUAUGAUUCUAGAUGCUCUGGUUGACAUUCUGGUGUUUGUGAGUGGUAUAGAAAAUGUUCGUCAAGUAAAAGAUUUGCCUCGGCUUUAUCGAAAAACAAACAGGGAGAUACCCUCAAAGCCUUCUGCAUAUGUUGACCAAAUACUACGUCCAUUGAAAUCUUUCCAAAAACAGAAAUGUUCGCAAAUGGGAAAAAUGGUGGCGUUCGAAAUUUUAAAACGUGUUUGCUCAAAGAUAACAAAAGAGUACUAUGUGGAAGUAACGGAUGUCCUCACAUCUGUUCAGAAAACAGAAGAAUCAUUACGUCGUUUGCGCAAUCUUAAGUCUGGAACUUCAAAUGCCUUUACAACAGGAGCAACAGCGAUGUCUGAUGACGAUAAAAUACGACUACAACUCCAUGUUGAUGUGAUAACAUGGACUGGGGAAUUGGCUAAGUUGGGCCUUAUGCCAUCCGAUGUUGAAAACUUGUUCAAUUUGAAUGAUAUCGUUGAGGCAAGCUCGAAAAUAAAAGGAAGAAACGACAACGAAUAAAAAGCAAACAAGAAGGAUUUAUUGUUUUGUACUAAACAUGAACAUAUUUUAAAAGUAACACUUAAGUAUAAUUAUUACUUUUUAUAUUUACAUGGUACUAAUUUACUUUCAGCUUCUCUGAUCUAG
Messenger RNA from Rhagoletis zephyria (snowberry fruit fly), 2505 nucleotides. RefSeq names its product conserved oligomeric Golgi complex subunit 2 (gene Cog2). Lineage: Eukaryota; Metazoa; Arthropoda; Insecta; Diptera; Tephritidae. Gene Ontology annotation, biological process: intra-Golgi vesicle-mediated transport; protein transport; Golgi organization. Gene Ontology annotation, cellular component: membrane; COG complex. The record is from RefSeq and is a predicted model, not a curated record.